Molecule: messenger RNA, 454 nt
Organism: Glossina fuscipes
Lineage: Eukaryota; Metazoa; Arthropoda; Insecta; Diptera; Glossinidae
Exons: 2
Coding region: 22-330 (102 amino acids)
Source: RefSeq, a predicted model, not a curated record
AAGCUAUCAAACGGAUUGUAUAUGAAUGCGUGUAAAUUAAUGGUAAUAGGGAGCAAUAGAUUAUUUAGCGAAGCAAGUCGUUGCCAGGGGUCGGUACUAUCAAGGCACUCCUACAAAGCAGGAGCGGCUACAGAGAAAGAAUGUCUCAGCAUAGACAUUGGCUAUGAGAAGUAUUUACGAGCACGCAUUGUUCAUUCAUUCAACAACGGUUUUUAUGAGAAGAACGCUUGUUUGCCGAAAUCUAGAAACACUAGGAGGACUAUGGUAAGAAGAGUUGAACGAACUGCACAAAAUUUAUGCGUACAAGACUUUCAUGAAUUUGAACGAUGAGCAAGAAUGUGUGGACACGGUAUGUAAUGCGCUAAUCUGAGAGAAAAGUCAAUUGCUACUUUUUGGAUUUUGGCAGCGACUAGUAAAUAAAUUUGUUUCUUACUUACACUUGUUCAGCGUAAAU